CCGGUAGUUAGGGCUGUGGGCAUUUUUAGGGUUCUUCGCGUAGGGUUUUACGAGCGAGAUGGGCAAGGCGACGUUCAUGAAGGGGAAAAUGCUGGCCAAGGCGCUGCAGGCCGUGGAGGCGGGAUGGAUCCCCGAGCAGGUCUGGAUGAAGGCCGCGCGCAGAAUGCAAGAAGAGCCUCUGGUGACCAAGAAGACGAAGAAGGAGCGGCAGCCAGAGGAUGCGUUUAUAGAAUCGUUCCUCACGCGGCAUCCAGAGUCGGAAUUUAUAGCUCUCGACGUUACUUCUAGCGAUCACCCCGCGUCUCUUUUUGCUUCCCGGCAGAUGGAAGUGAUGAAGGCAUUCGGAUUGAAGAGGAAUCCAUGGCACAAGCGGCUGGCUCGCGAAAUUGUCGAAGCCGAAUUGACGCUCCAGGAGAGGCUGCGCGAUCAAUGCCUGAGCGAGGAGAGGAUCAAAGCGUUCCAAGAAGGGCGGAGGGGUCCUCCCGUGAAGAAAACCGCGCUCCAAAAGGCCCACGAGGAGGCACUGCGCCAUCACCUCGCCGGCAUGAAGAAGAUGAAGCGCCAAUACGAGGCUGGCUCGGUGGAUUGCACGGUCCCAUUCAAGGACGCGUUCGCAGAGGCUAAAAGAUGGGACGAGCGCGACCAAGGUGGAAUGUGGAGUGAUGCUUUCUCCCAAGGCCCGGGAAGGAGAAUCUGAGCAAAGUACUGGGAGGAUAUUCUUGCAAACCCGCACGAAUAUGCCGCCAGUGUUUUAAAAUUGAAGGAGCGAGCUAUAGUAAGGGGUCUAGUAAAUGGAAGCGUAGUAAAUUUGACGAGCUAGCUACGCUCGGUGUUGCAUUGAUCGAAGGACAGCCCGAUGCGGGGUAUAUCCCUACAUCCACUAGGCAAUUAACCGUCCACUUUUUUACCACGCCGGCAGUAGUUACUAACUGUAAA
Selaginella moellendorffii is the source of this 936-nucleotide messenger RNA. RefSeq lists its product as uncharacterized. NCBI's taxonomy places the organism in Eukaryota, Viridiplantae, Streptophyta, Lycopodiopsida, Selaginellales, Selaginellaceae. The transcript is spliced from 4 exons. The coding region runs from base 59 to 697 and encodes 212 amino acids. The record is from RefSeq and is a predicted model, not a curated record.